Molecule: messenger RNA, 2278 nt
Organism: Osmia bicornis bicornis
Lineage: Eukaryota; Metazoa; Arthropoda; Insecta; Hymenoptera; Megachilidae
Gene: Idh
Product: isocitrate dehydrogenase [NADP] cytoplasmic
Biological process (GO): isocitrate metabolic process
Cellular component (GO): mitochondrion; cytosol; peroxisome
Molecular function (GO): magnesium ion binding; NAD binding; isocitrate dehydrogenase (NADP+) activity
Source: RefSeq, a predicted model, not a curated record
CUUGUAUUAAUUGUGAUUUACCCUCCUUCUGUGAGAUGCAAAUUUGAAGGACGUGAUAAGUUACUAUUCAUGAACGUUUAAAGAAUUCUUAUUUUUUGUUUACAUGAUUUGUAAAUAAUUACCAAAACAUCAUUUAUACGUUUGUCAUAUGUACAAUUCUGCAUAAAAUAACCUAAUUUUUGUAUUAACCACUUCUGUAUGGCGCAUAUUGAGUAGAAGUAUUUAUGUGGUUGUAAUUUUUGCAUGUAAAUAAACGUUGUUUACUUAAGGCAGUACAAAUUCCACAGAUAAGAUGAAACUUUUUAACAGAUAUGUAGCACUAAUAUGACAUUAUUUAUUACCAACUGGCAUUAAUAUCCGUUACCAACGACACGGUCUACCGAUUUAAUCGACUUCCAAUAAAUUUGUAUUUUAUUCGUUUAAUUAAUAUUUCAUACGGGAAUAAAAGAUCUUGUAACAAAUGAAACAUUUUGUAUAUACAUAAUUGUGAAUCUACAUGGGCGUAAUACAUACGUUAAGAUAAAGUAGAAAAACUAAAAUAAAUUUUAGUACAAUUAACGAAACAAGUACAUAUAAUCAAGUUUUCCUAUUAAAACGGUCGAUUUAAAGAAUUGUUGGUAAAACAACGAGAAAGAAUAGUAGAAUUACGAAAGUGAAUAAAGUUCGAUAAAACUGCCAUGUUUUCACCCCACCGUCUCAUAAAAAAGAACCUGCAAUUUAUAAGUGCAGUUUGCAUCGAAUCCGCUAGUAGUAACGGUGCUUCGUCGCAGUUACUUUCGUCAAAAAUCAAUCAAUCGAUACACCCACUUGUUAGAACAUUUUCUGUUUCCACUGUAGUAAUGGCUAAAAUAAAGGUUGGACCUGUCGUUGACAUUUUAGGAGAUGAAAUGACACGUGUCAUAUGGGAUGCCAUUAAGGAGAAACUUAUUUUACCUUAUUUAGAUAUUGAAUUACACACUUACGAUCUGGGUAUUGAAAAUCGGGAUGCAACCGAUGAUCAAGUAACCAUAGACUGUGCAGAGGCUAUUAAGAAAUAUAAUGUAGGAAUAAAAUGUGCCACUAUCACACCUGACGAGAAACGAGUGGAAGAAUUUAAAUUAAAACAAAUGUGGAAAAGUCCCAAUGGUACUAUUAGAAAUAUUUUAGGCGGUACAGUUUUCCGUGAAGCAAUUAUUUGUAAGAAUAUACCGCGUCUGGUAACUGGCUGGUCUAAACCCAUUAUUAUUGGUAGACACGCUCAUGCAGAUCAGUAUAAAGCUAUAGACUUUUUGGUACCAGGCCCGGGUAAACUGGAAAUUACAUGGACGGGAGAUAAUGGAGAGAAAAUUCAACAUACUGUCCAUACUUUUAAGGGAGCUGGUAUCGCGCAAGCUCAGUACAAUACAGAUGAAAGUAUUUGUGCCUUUGCUCACAGCUCUUUCAAAUAUGCUCUUUCAAGAAAUUAUCCACUGUAUCUUUCUACAAAAAAUACGAUUCUUAAGAAAUACGAUGGCAGAUUCAAAGAUAUUUUCCAAGAAGUAUACGAGAAAGAAUAUAAAGCACAAUUUGAGGCGAAAAAACUUUGGUAUGAACAUCGUUUAAUAGACGAUAUGGUAGCGUAUGCGAUGAAAUCAGAAGGUGGUUUUGUGUGGUCUUGUAAAAAUUAUGACGGAGAUGUUCAGUCCGACUCCGUGGCACAAGGGUACGGAUCCCUAGGUUUAAUGACUUCAGUUUUACUUUGUCCGGAUGGACGUACCGUAGAAACAGAAGCUGCACACGGUACAGUUACAAGGCACUACCGUCAAUAUCAGCAAGGGAAAGAAACAUCAACCAAUCCGGUUGCUUCGAUAUUCGCAUGGACACAGGGUUUGGUUUAUCGUGCCAAACUGGAUAAUAAUCGACUUAAGAGAUUUGCAGAAACCUUAGAGGUAGUUUGCAUAAAUACUAUUGAAUCUGGUUACAUGACAAAGGAUCUUGCAAUUUGCAUCAAAGGAUUGAAUAAUGUUACAAGAUCUAGUUAUUUAGAAACAUUUGAAUUCCUUGAUAAAUUGGCAGAAAAUCUGCAGAAGCAAGUCAAGAAGUGACUACGUUACGAUCGUUCUGAUGUAAUGCAAUCAAAGUAUUAAACAUAUUUAACAAGAACAACGUUACUGGUUAUAGGGAAUGAAACUGCAUUUAUACAUACUAUAUAUACAUACAUAUAUUGUAACCCUUAAAAAGGCGUACAUUUGAAUAUUUGAAAUGGAUAUACUGUAACUAAAAUUGUAAAAAUGUAUUAAAAAGUUUUCUUUUAAUAUUA